AUGCAGGCUGUAAAAGUUCCUGAUACCCCAGUUGAAGUUCUCGUGGAUCUGCUGUCAAAGGCCACGGAGACAGCUGGAGGAAAUGCGGACAUUCCAGAGGAGUUGAAGAGUAACUUGCAGAAAGCUCUGCACAUAGCCAUCGGUCUGGAUGGCUACUUAGAGAGAAUCACCUCUCCAGAAAGUGAACCUCUGGCAGAGCUCUACAAGAAAACAAUAAAUCAUAACUGGGACCAAGUCUACAAGGAUGGCAAGACUCUGUUCCGCCUUCCUAAGGAGUGCAUCACAGGACACGUGGAAGGUCAGACUUUGAAGAUGUUGGUCCGUAUGAGCCGAGCUAAGAGGGUCCUAGAGAUAGGGAUGUUCACAGGCUAUGGAGCUCUCUCCAUGGCUGAGGGCCUGCCUGAGAACGGUUCCCUGGUUGCCUGUGAGUUGGAGCCAUACCUGAAAGAGUUUGCUCAGCCCAUAUUUGACAUGUCUCCGCACGGCAAGAAGAUUACUGUCAAGAUUGGCUCAGCCAUGGACACACUAAAGGAACUGGCUGCUGCAGGUGAGCAGUUUGACAUGGUCUUUAUUGAUGCAGACAAGACCAACUACAUCAGUUACUACAACUUUAUCUUGGACAACAACCUGCUGAGACAACAUGGGGUGAUAUGUGUAGACAACACACUGUUCAAGGCUAAAGUUUAUCUACAAGAAACCACAGAUGAGAAUGCGCUGGCACUACGAGAGUUCAACCAGUUUGUCUCAGAUGAUCCACGUGUAGAGCAGGUCAUAAUUCCCCUUCGAGAUGGCAUCAGCAUCAUCCGACAAGUACCCAUGGCCUCUGCCUGCUCAAGGACAUGGAGCAACAUAACAGAUGACGAGGUGUUUCGCAGCAUGAAAGGAUGCUCCAUCCUGGAUCGGAUGCGUCUUGAUGGCAAAGUGGCCUAUGUGACAGGUGCCGGGCAGGGCAUAGGCCGAGCAUUUGCUCAUGCCCUUGGUGAGGCCGGUGCAAAGGUGGCUGUGGUGGACCUUAAUCACGGGAAAGCGGAGGCUGUAGUGGAGGAGCUUGCUCUGAAAGGAAUUGUAAGCACUGCCAUAACAGCUGACAUUAGCAAGUCGGAAGAUGUGCAGAGGAUGAUUGACAGUGUUGUCUCUAAAUGGGGGGCCAUCCACAUCGCCUGUAACAACGCAGGAAUCAACAUGAACUCAGCCAGUGAGGACACCAGUCUAGAGGAGUGGGACCAAACCUUCAAUGUCAACUUGAGGGGGACCUUUAUGUGCUGUCAGGCAGCAGGUCGGGUGAUGCUGAAACAGGGAUACGGAAAGAUAAUCAACACGGCCUCUAUGGCCAGUCUAAUAGUACCUCACCCCCAGAAGCAGCUUUCCUAUAACACCUCCAAGGCCGGAGUGGUCAAAUUGACACAAACACUUGGAACUGAAUGGAUUGACAGAGGAGUGCGAGUCAACUGCAUUUCGCCGGGAAUUGUUGACACCCCUCUCAUCCACUCGGAGAGUCUGAGGCCUCUGGUGCAGCGUUGGCUGUCAGAUAUCCCCGCUGGUAGACUGGCUCAAGUGACAGACCUGCAAGCUGCAGUGGUCUACUUGGCAUCUGACGCCUCUGACUACAUGACAGGGCAUAACUUAGUCAUAGAGGGUGGGCAAAGUCUAUGGUAG
Molecule: messenger RNA, 1656 nt
Organism: Lampris incognitus (smalleye Pacific opah)
Lineage: Eukaryota; Metazoa; Chordata; Actinopteri; Lampriformes; Lampridae
Exons: 11
Coding region: 1-1656 (551 amino acids)
Molecular function (GO): O-methyltransferase activity; oxidoreductase activity, acting on the CH-OH group of donors, NAD or NADP as acceptor
Source: RefSeq, a predicted model, not a curated record